CAAUUAAUCUACCCAUUUUUAUUAUUUCUUCUUAGGUUUACAAAUUCUCCCCGAAAAAUCAUCCCUUCCAUCGUUGCCGACCUCUCUCAAUUUUCUCCUUUUUUUUUUCAUUCUCCUUUUGUUUUUUUUUCUUGGCUUCAAUUUUGCCUUUUGAGAAACUUUCCUUUUUUUUUUCCUUCAAAAUUUUCCCUUUCUUUCCCAUAAUUUCCUUGUGGUUUUUGCGUCUUCUUUGAUUUACUCGAUCGAAGAAAUUUUCUUUUUGGGCAACGAUUGGUUUCUGCUUUGAGUCGGAAAUUCUAGGGUUUUCAUUUUUUGGCGGUAAACGGUUAUCUAUUGAUUAGAGAUGGUGAGUUCAGAGGGAUUAUGUGGUUCGCAGGCGCCGAUAGCAGCGCCAGUGACGCAGUAUGGUGUGACAAAGCCGAUUUCCAUGGCGGGCCCCACCGCAGCCGACAUACAAAGAAGUCGUGAUUUGGAAAAGUUUUUGGUGCAAGCUGGGCUAUAUGAGAGUAAAGAGGAAGCAUCAAAGAGAGAAGAAGUUCUUGGUCAAAUUCAAGAGAUUGUGACAAAUUGGGUUAAGCAACUUACUCGUUAGGGUUACACUGAUCAGAUGGUUGAGGAUGCAAAGGCAGUCAUUUUUACUUUUGGUUCUUAUCGACUUGGGGUUCAUGGACCUGGAUCUGACAUAGACGCUCUAUGUGUGGGACCAUCUUAUGUGAGCCGAGAGGAAGAUUUCUUCUUUGUACUGCACAACAUCCUGGCAGAAAGGGAAGAAGUUACAGAGUUACAACCAGUUCCGGAUGCUCAUGUCCCUGUAUUGAGAUUCAAGUUUAGUGGAAUACCAAUUGAUCUUCUUUAUGCAAGCAUCUCUCAUUUGGUUGUCCCUCAUGAUCUGGACAUCUCGGACAUUUCAGUACUGUACAAUGUUGAUGAGCCUACUGUUCGAAGUCUUAAUGGCUGCAGGGUUGCAGAUCAAAUUCUGAAACUGGUGCCGAAUGUUGAGCAUUUUCGCACAACACUCCGAUGUCUGAAGUUUUGGGCUAAAAGGCGUGGUGUUUAUUCCAAUGUGACUGGAUUUCUCGGGGGUGUUAACUGGGCGCUUCUUGUAGCUCGAAUUUGCCAACUUUAUCCUAAUGCAGCUCCAAGUAUGCUUGUUUCACGAUUUUUUAGGGUCUUUACCCAGUGGCGUUGGCCAAACCCAGUUAUGCUUUGUGCAAUUGAAGAAGAUAGACUCGGAUUUUCUGUUUGGGAUCCUCGUAAAAACCCUCGUGAUAGGACUCAUCAUAUGCCAAUUAUCACACCUGCCUAUCCAUGCAUGAAUUCUAGCUAUAAUGUGUCUACAAGUACGCUUCGAGUCAUGAUGGAGCAGUUCCAAUAUGGUAACAACGUGUGUGAGAAUAUUGAGCUGAAUAAAGCAAAGUGGAGUGCUCUGUUUGAGCCUUACUUGUUCUUCCAAAGCUACACCAACUAUCUGCAGGUGGACAUUCUUGCAGCUGAUGCUGAUGACUUACGUUCUUGGAAAGGCUGGGUGGAAUCCCGUCUGAGGCAGCUGACUUUGAUGAUUGAGCGAGACACUUAUGGAAAGUUGCAGUGCCAUCCUUAUGCUCAGGAUUAUGUAGAUGCCUCCAAGCCAUGUGCCCAUUGUGCAUUUUUUAUGGGUUUACAAAGGAAACAUGGAGAAAUAGUUCAAGAAGGUCAACAGUUUGAUAUUCGUGGGUCAGUUGAUGAGUUCCGCCAUUCAAUAAGUAUGUACAUGUUUUGGAAGCCUGGGAUGGAAAUCUAUGUAUCCCAUGUCCGUAGAAAGCAGCUUCCGGCUUAUGUUUACCCAGAUGGCUGUAAACGUUCUCGGAAUCUACACCUUACUCCCCAGCAGCCGUCUUACAAAAUAUCUCGCAACAAUGGUGUUGCAUAUCAAGCUGAAUCUGGUGAGAAAUGCCUUAAAAGGAAGAAGGAUCCCGAUGGAGAAAAUAGUGAGCAAAGUAGGCUGGAUAAACGGAGGAGUCCUGAUAGGAAUCAAUCAGUUUCUCCCGAGAUUGUUAGUCGCAAGCUUGGCAGCGCUUGCACAGGUUGUUCUACAUCAGAUCUAGAUGAAAUGAAUAGAUUAGCUGAAGCCAAUACAUCAUCAAAUUCCAGUGGUAUCAGCUCUUGCUCACAUGAGGAUAUUGGGAAUGAAUCUACAGCAGGUAGUAGUGAAGGGAGCAAUGUAGGUGACGAUAACCCAUCGUCUUCUCAGAGUGAUUCCAGUGACGAUCUAAAAUCUUCUGUGGAGGACGAACAUGCUGAUCAGAACAAAGUGUUCCAAGAUGGAUUGCUGAAAGAUUUAGAGCCAAAAACUGUGGUUGGCGUGGUUCUUAAGUCCAUGAACGGAGUUGUUGAUUCAGAAUCUGUGCAGAAUCCUGUGAUAAGGUUUGUAUUCGAAAUCUUAAUAGACUUCUUUUUUUGUGUUCCAUGUGCAAUGUUUUUCUUUAUACUGCUUUCUUUUGGUGUUUCUUUUGUUGUUGCUUUGUAUAACAGGUUGAGUUUGGCAUCAACAGCAUGACGCAAGGAUCUCGAGUUUAGAUCGGUGUAUCAUCUAUGCAACCAUUGUUGAUCCGACAAGAAAAAAAACCCGACAGAGAAAGCCAGCAGUUUGGUAAGUAGUAUUUUAGGUACCGGCGUUUGUUUCUUACUUUUAGGCACACGUCCCUUGGCAGAACCUGAAGAUCUUUUGGGAUAUGGGUACCUUUUUUUCCCUUGUCUGCACAGCUUUUUUCACUUGACAUUUGUUUUCACAAAAAAAAAAAAAAGGAGAAAAAAAGGGAAAAAAAUCAAUGAUUAUUUAAAAGAAAAAAAAAAAGGUUUUGAUCUAGUUUUUUUACUUUCUUUUAUGGAAGAAAAGGUUGCAGGGUUUUAGAGGAAAGGUUGAGAUGUGUAAAUUGUAUAAAAAAAGGUGUAGGUGAGGUUGAAGGGUGAAGGUCUAGUUUUUAGUUUGGGUAGAGAGGUGAUUGUUCUUGCUGCCAUGUAUUGUAAUAAACCUUAUUUUUUUAAUAUAAUAUUAUAACAUUGUUAGAUGGGA
Gossypium raimondii (Peruvian cotton) is the source of this 3052-nucleotide messenger RNA. RefSeq names its product nuclear poly(A) polymerase 4. Gene Ontology annotation, cellular component: nucleus. NCBI's taxonomy places the organism in Eukaryota, Viridiplantae, Streptophyta, Magnoliopsida, Malvales, Malvaceae. Gene Ontology annotation, molecular function: poly(A) RNA polymerase activity; RNA binding. The record is from RefSeq and is a predicted model, not a curated record.